AUGCCCGCCCCGGCUGCGCUCCUGCGCCCGCUGCAGCGCAACCGACCGCCGGCCUUUCUUCUCCUCGUCGUCUUCCGCCUCCUCAACGCCUGGUGCGUCAGGACCUUUUUCCAGCCAGACGAGUUCUUCCAGUCCCUCGAGCCGGCCUGGCAGCUUGCCUUUGGGCCCGGCAGCGGCGCUUGGCUCACCUGGGAAUGGCACCAUCGUCUGAGGUCGUCCCUCCACCCGGCCGUCUUCGCAGCCGCCUACCGCCUGGCCCAUCUGCCGGCGUCCAUGCUGCUGCCGCCCGGCCAUGUGCUGCGUGCCGCCGCCGUCGUCGGCUCGCCCAAGCUGCUGCAGGCCGUGUCUGCCGCCCUCUGCGACUGGUACACAUGGCAGCUGGCCGUCAACAUCUUCGGCCCUGACGGCAACCUCGCUUCCUCCGUCGCGUUGCUCCUGCAACUCGUCAGCCCGUGGCAGUGGUACUGCUCGACGCGCACCUUUUCCAACUCGCUCGAGACCACGCUCUGCGUCGCCGCUCUGUACUACUGGCCCUGGCGACUCUUUGCCGCCGCCGCCGCGCCGACCAAGGAGAACCCCCGGCCGGUCAACGCCGUCAGCAUCCUCGGAAGCACCCGCCGUCUCCGCGCGUCCCUCUCCCUGGCCGCCCUCGCCGUCGUGCUCAGACCUACCAACCUCCUGAUCUGGGCCACCGUCGCUGCCAUGGCCCUUGCCCGCCCGUCGCUCCGGGGGGCCUCGCCCGUCACGCGGCCCGUCGUCUUUGCUCUCGCCAGAGAGGCCGCCCUCUGCGGCUCCGUCCUCAUCGCCAUAUCCGCCGCCUCCGAUCGCCUCUACUUUGGCUCCUGGGCGUUUCCCCCUUACAACUGGCUCGACUUCAACAUCUCCAAGUCCCUGGCCGUCUUUUACGGCCGAAGCCCCUGGCACUACUACCUGUCCCAGGGCAUCCCGCUGCUCUGCACCACGAGCCUGCCGUUCGCCCUCGUGGGCUUGUGCCGGCCCGCCGCGGCCUCGUCCGCCCCUGCCGAGCGCAACGUCCGCCGCGUGCUGUCCUGCACCGUGCUCACCACCGUCUGCGCCCUGUCGCUGAUAUCGCACAAGGAGGUCCGCUUCAUCUACCCCCUCCUCCCCAUCCUCAACGUCCUCGCUGCCCCGCACGCAGCCGCCUUCUUCUUCUUCACCACCGCGACGACGCCGCCGCCGCCCGCCGAUGCAGCCAACGGCCCCGCUCCCCGCCCCCGUCCCCGCCCCCGGAUCCGCCGCAAACCAUGGCUCCUCGCCGCCCUCGGGGUCAACCUCGCCCUCGCCGGCUACCUCUCCUUCCUCCACCAGCCCGCCCCGCUGGCCGUCGUGUCGUACCUGCGAAAGGAGUACGAGCGCCUCCGCCCCGCGCCGCCCCCGAUCCCCGGCGACGAGCUCUUCGCCCUCUUCCUCACGCCGUGCCACUCCACCCCGUGGCGGUCUCACCUUUACCACCCGGGCCUGAACGCCUACGCCCUCACCUGCGAGCCUCCCCUGCACACCCGACCAAACACCCCCGAGAGAGACGGCUACCGAGACGAAGCAGAUCGAUUCUACGACGACCCCGCCACGUUCCUCGGAGCCGAGCUGUUCUCGCCCCGGCGCAACAUGAGCAUCCCUCGCUACAUCGUCGGGUUCCAAGGCAUCGAGCCCUGGCUGCGCGAUUUCCUGCGGACCCCGCGGGGCAGCGCGCUCGGCAUCAGCCUGCGCCGCGUGUGGAGCGGAUUCAACGGCUUCUUCAACGAGGACUGGCGAAGAGCCGGCCGUUUGCUCGUCUGGGAUACCGGCUUGUAUGAAGGCGCCCCUUUCGGCGACAGUGUAUAA
This is a messenger RNA of Ustilaginoidea virens, 1842 nucleotides long. RefSeq lists its product as uncharacterized. Bases 1 to 1842 code for a protein of 613 amino acids. Gene Ontology annotation, biological process: GPI anchor biosynthetic process. Lineage: Eukaryota; Fungi; Ascomycota; Sordariomycetes; Hypocreales; Clavicipitaceae. The transcript has 3 exons. Gene Ontology annotation, molecular function: alpha-1,2-mannosyltransferase activity. The record is from RefSeq and is a predicted model, not a curated record. Gene Ontology annotation, cellular component: endoplasmic reticulum membrane.